AUGGAGAGCACGACUACAAAAUCGGCUAGGAGAAUACUCUUUGGCGAUGAGAGACCCUCCACGAAUCACGGUUCGCCCGGAGUUAGUCGAGCACCUAUUGACUCGAUGCCAAAUUGGAUCAAGAAACCUCUGUCGGUGGUCAGAGAAGAGAAACGGAGAGGAAAGAGGCCAGUCGGCGGUGAUGGCAGCGAUAGAGAGGAACAGAGAAGAAAGCCGGUCACCCAGUCUGAUGUAGCAACGGUAAGGAUGAUUCCGGCAGGGGCGACGAAGGAUGGCUUUGUCCAAGCGGGAUGGUUUCGAGAGUCCAUUGAAGAAGCACUGACAGUUAAUCAUGCCAACUUCUGGAAGUCCAUCAGAAAGAUGCGGAGUACGGCGACGGAGAAGCCACAGGCGGUGACGGUAAUGACGACUGUGGAUCCCUCUAUUAGGGAGUUGGUGCUGUUGCCGGCGGCUGAGCAAGGUCUCGAAGGGCACAAAGGAAAAGAUACUUGCCCCAAUGGCCCAAGGCAGAUUGAAGGGGCCAAAACAGGGAAAAAGGCUAGAAAUGUUCUUGGAGUGAGGAAGAAGAUCGGGCACAGCCCCUUUAGACACGUCCGCGUGCAACAACAUGCCUCCAUAGCGGUCAAGGUUUCACUUAGAGAUCAGACGACUCUUUGUGACCUUUCGCCGCCGUCAUCUUCGAGGACGGCUCCUCUGUCCGGGGAAAACUCGAAGGAAAUACAAGACCCGGUGGUUGGAGAGAAACCACUGGCAAUCGAUUAA
Arabis nemorensis is the source of this 762-nucleotide messenger RNA. The record is from the annotation of a GenBank genome assembly. Lineage: Eukaryota; Viridiplantae; Streptophyta; Magnoliopsida; Brassicales; Brassicaceae.